Messenger RNA from Perkinsus marinus ATCC 50983, 489 nucleotides. RefSeq lists its product as hypothetical. NCBI's taxonomy places the organism in Eukaryota, Perkinsozoa, Perkinsida, Perkinsidae. The transcript is spliced from 3 exons. The record is from RefSeq and is a predicted model, not a curated record. The annotation marks the transcript as partial.
GUCAAGCCUGAUGUUCGUCCACUUGACACCAACGAGCUACCGAAGAAUGUUGUCUUCAAAAAUGCUUUUGAACGAUUUUGGAGACAAGAUCCCUUCGUUAAAGCUCUCUGGGAACAGUGGCAGUCCUAUGGGGAUGAGUUGGAGUGGAACCCCUGUAUUCUCCGGGCGCCCACACGGAGGAGUGACGGUGUCAUCAAUACGUGCUCGAUCGGUAUACUCGAUUCGACUAGAGUAUAUCUCUGGUGUGAAGACUUUGGGCUCUGGACAGGCCUGCCCAAACUCUUCUCGUUGGCUUCUUGCAUGGAAAUAUUAUCUAGUACCAACAUACUCGGUAAAUGCUACGGCGCUCUCGUGGCGUUAUUGCAGUCAGCUAUCAACCUGGAGCUCCAGGGCUUAAACAUCACCACUGCAUCGCAGAUGGAUCCUUUCUACAAGGCAAUAGAGAGAGAUAUUGAAAACAAGGAUGAGGAAAGAGCCAAGCCCUUCAUC